AUGGAAUACCUUCUCUUGGUCUUCCUAUGGCCAUUAUUACUCCUUUCAGUUCCUAUUUCGGCAUCCCCAUAUCUACAAAAACGGUUGACCGUGGUCGAAAGCUCAUGUGCCGGAACACGUUUUGCCCAAGUGAAGGAUGCAAAUAGUAUCGCCCAGGAGAUAGGGAAGAUUGCCGAGUCCUACAUGAACAAGUUUAUUGGACAUUUAGAGGGUAAAGGGGGCCUCAGCCAGUUGGAGGUGGAGACUAUUGAGCAGGGCCUGAAAGAGUUAUACAAAAUCACCAAUUAUCAGUCGCCGCAGACGAAAGAGAUUGUGAAGAGAAUCAAAACGACGUGUGGUCAGAUUGCAAAAAUACAACCCGCGGAUAUUAGAAUCUUCUGCGACAGGAGGGGCUGGCUGGCAAAGGUCGAUGACAAAGGCCAGUCAUAUAAGGGUGAUGCGCUAGAAGCAGGCAAGCAGAUGUGGUGGGACUCGAUAUUUCACACCUGGACCCCGAUGAAGAAUGCGUUCUGUGCAGGAGUCCAUGCAUUCAAUACCCAUACCGCGAACACGAGAUCUCCUGACGAGCCUCGCGAUAUUAUCACGUUCUGUCCGGAUAUGUGGAGGGUCACGAAGGGCCAGUCUACGCCCCGCGAGAUAGCGUUGAACGCCCCGGGUUCCGUAGAAUACAAACUGUCAACAUUGAAGGACAGUGUGGCAGGGGCUCUCUUUCACGAAUUCACCCAUACUGAACAGGGUGGGAAAACGAUUGAUGUGAAAUGGACCGACCCACAGGGCAAGAAGUGGUACGCGGUGAAAUAUGACAUCUUAAAAAAGCUCAACACCCACCAAGCUUUGGAGAAUGCCGAAACUUAUGCCACGAUGGCUAUGGGUUUGUACCUCUUGCAUCAUGGCUUCAAAGUCUCGUGGAGCGAGGAUAGAGUCUGGCGCGCUGCAGGGUGUUAA
Molecule: messenger RNA, 945 nt
Organism: Penicillium alfredii
Lineage: Eukaryota; Fungi; Ascomycota; Eurotiomycetes; Eurotiales; Aspergillaceae
Exons: 4
Coding region: 1-945 (314 amino acids)
Molecular function (GO): metallopeptidase activity
Source: RefSeq, a predicted model, not a curated record